UGUGUCUUUCUGUGUAUGUGUGUGUGUGUAUGUGUGUCUCUCUGUGUGUGUGUUGGGGGGGAGAUAAGGUCAGGUAAUUUGCAGGUGACUAUUGCUGACCAUCAGUCAAAUAUAGCAUUAACUCUGUCUGACCCUCCAGCACAACAGGUGCACCUGUCUGCAAAAUUUGGAAACCAUAUGUGUACACACACACACACACACACACACACACACACACACACAGUCACCCACAAAAAAACACAGUUUCAAUUUGUCUUGUUAAUUUUCCUUUACUUUAUUGUGUUGUAAGUCAUAAUUUAUGAGGUUAGAGAGCUAGUAUGAACAUCCCCUGUUUCUUGAUGCACCCACAUAUUAGUGUCAUAGUCAUACCUGGGUGCCUUCAUAUUCAAAAUCUAAUGCAAUGCAAUAUUUUGUUGUUCACCUAUGAGUUCAUGUUACUAGUUGUUUGUCGGUCUGUUAAAAUUACUGAUACAAUCUGUGGUAGCUCUUGGUUUUAUUUUCUGAUCAUUUUCAAGCCGGGUCAUAAUAAUGCCACGCGACAAGCAUACAACCCAGAUUACAGGCUUCUGAGAUAAAAGAAAACCCUCCAAACUGCACAUUAGGAGUUUUUUCUCUCCAGACACCUGCCAUCCAUUUGCCUAUAGCCUAUAUGAUCCAAACAUUGUUGCACUUUUGUUGUUGCACUGCAAUUUUCAGUCGUCUACAAAUAUGAGACGCUCCAAACACACGCACAAACUCUGCGCAAUUGUUCUCCAAAAAUGACAGCAACGCAAAGACAAGUCGGGGUCCAGAGCUCCCUCCUCUCUGACGGGGACUGCUUCGACAUGUGGCAUGACUACAUGAACCUCGGCAGACUGCUGGUGAAGCUGUGCGACAGGCGUGAGGGGGAUCACAGAGACACCGAGGUGCCCAAGAAAGAAGCAGCAUCCCCCUGGAACCACAUCCAAAUCUCUCGGCGGGAGCACGGCAACAAUUCCACAGAGACUAGUUCAGUCAGCAGCCUCUCGGACACCAGCUGCAACGGGACUUCCUCAGACCUCUGCCGCUUCUGUAAGCAGAACGGGGAAUCUGCAAGGGUGUACCGGUCACACAAGCUGAAAUCAGACGAUGGGAGAGUCAUCUGCCCCGUCCUCUGGAACUACAUCUGUCCCAUCUGUGACGCCACCGGGGACCACGCUCACACACGCCGGUACUGCCCGCAGGCGCAGCGGCAGGAUGCUGCGAGGAUGCUGCCAAGGUCCAGGUUCUGGUAGCUGAUAGUGGACACUGAAAGACUGAUGGCACUGAAAAUAUGUACAUAAUUAGGCUACCAAAAACAUGUUAUGGCCAUGUGUUCAUGUUUACAUAGACUGUUGUAGGUUCCCAGGUUGUACCGAAAUGUGCAGUCUGAAGUGAAAUGUUUCAUGUUUAAUGUUUUUGCAUUAAUAUGUGUUACUGUCAUUCUGCUGCAGACAGUCUGCUCUGCAUAGUUUCAUCAAGAACCUGUCCAGCGUUAAAAAAAAAAACCCAAAACAUGUUAUAAGUGUUAAAAAUUGACAUUUUGGAAACUGAAAAACUAAAAGGGGCUUUUUGUAUACAUUAUCAAAAAUAAAUAUGGGAAAUGUUA
Molecule: messenger RNA, 1606 nt
Organism: Siniperca chuatsi (mandarin fish)
Lineage: Eukaryota; Metazoa; Chordata; Actinopteri; Centrarchiformes; Sinipercidae
Gene: nanos2
Product: nanos homolog 2
Exons: 1
Coding region: 759-1253 (164 amino acids)
Biological process (GO): negative regulation of translation; oogenesis
Cellular component (GO): perinuclear region of cytoplasm
Molecular function (GO): zinc ion binding; mRNA binding
Source: RefSeq, a predicted model, not a curated record